CUCGUCUCCGUUCCCGACCUCCCCUUCGUCUUCUUCCCCCGACCCCCCACUCCCUCUCGAUUCCUUCCUUUUCCUCUUCGGAUCUGCUCUCCAGUGGCCUCUGCGGGCCAGAGAGCUUUUUCUUUUCCUCACCAUGAGCUUCGCUCGCCCGGCCAGAUGCCUGUUCUGCAGCUUUUCUCGCGCUGCCGCUCCGGUCUCUCGCGUGCCUCGUCGCCAAUUCCACCUCUCGCCGACUCAGUUCUCGGAUCGGAAACCCGGAGUCCCCAAUGAACCGCCCACGGAAAGCAAGACCCUGCAGGAGAUCAGGCGGGAAAUGAAGCCGCAGGACUUCAAGCCGUACUCGGAGGAGGAAAAGAAGGCCCUAGCGGAGGAGUACACCCCCGAGCAGAUGGCCGCCGUGGAGGCCGGUGAAGCCGCCGUCGACCCGAAGGAUAUGGCCGACCAGUUCGCCGUUCGUCGGGACCCCAUGGCGCUCCGGUACCUGGACGAUUUCUCCGUCAUUGAACCCGGAGUGGAUAGGCACGUUCGCGCGCCCAAGUCCAACUCCGACUACAACGUGACCUUCAAGAACGACAAUGAUUUCGUGGACGACUUUGCCCGCUACUUUGCCGAAAUGCCCGAGAACGUCAACGUGGGGGAAUGGGUGCAGUUUUUGGAGACUCUCCGGGUGACCAAGGGCAAGGAGGAGAACGAAUUGAACCCCCACAGUGCGCUGGUCCCGGAUUUCUUCCAGCCCGGAGAGAACUUGUCUGGCGAACGGGAGGAGCGUCCGAGGAUCUUCGAGUUGGAAAAGCCAGGAUCCCAGAACAAGGAGUCCGACAGUAUGACGGAUGCUCUGAAAAACCUUGUGCUGUCCACCGGCUAUAGUGUGCACGAGAUCAACGCGAUCAGGACGAAGAUUCUUGUCCAACACUCGGUCGUUAACCAGACGCGUCUGGGUAAGAUCCGGAGUAUAUAUGUUCUCGCCAUCGCCGGUAACUCCAACGGUCUCUUGGGAAUUGGUGAGGCCAAGUCACAGGAAGGUACCGAUGCCCAGACCCAAUCCCGGUACCGAGCCAUUCGCAACAUGCAGCCCAUCCCGCGGUACGAGAACCGAACCAUUUUCGGUGACGUGAAGGGCAAGGUGGGAGCUACUGAGCUGCAGUUGAUGACCAGACCUCCCGGCUUUGGUCUCCGCUGUCAACAUCUGAUCUUCGAAAUGUGCCGCGCCGCCGGUAUCUCCGAUCUCGCCGCGCGUGUCGGUCGUUCGCGAAACCCCAUGAACACGGUGAAGGCCGCCUACGACGCUCUGAUGAGCCAGCGCAGCCCGGAACAGAUUGCCCGGGCCCGCGGAAAGAAGCUGGUGGACGUGCGCAAGGUCUACUACUCCGGACAUGCCUAAACGGGUUUCAUUUCGGGGCCUUGAGCUAUGUCAAUUUCUGAAUCUGAAUUGGACGGUCAUCCUCACGCACAGAAUCGACUGACUGACUGUAUGACUACGAAGGCACAGUUCAGCGACAUGUGCGAAUCAUGUCUUUUGCGUUAGAGCUGUGUAUAUAAUUUUGGUUUUCUUUUUCCCAUAUGUAUUUGUAUUUGCAAAGUUCCCUUGUCAUAUUAUGCAUCAUUGAAUAGGAAUAGGAAUAGGGCCAGCCAGACGUGGUAUUCUCAACUCCAACCGGGUAUCAUAGGCAUAGCCACAUACAUCACAUUUAAAAC
This is a messenger RNA of Aspergillus steynii IBT 23096, 1695 nucleotides long. Its product is annotated as mitochondrial 37S ribosomal protein uS5m. The transcript has 2 exons. Gene Ontology annotation, biological process: translation. Gene Ontology annotation, molecular function: RNA binding; structural constituent of ribosome. NCBI's taxonomy places the organism in Eukaryota, Fungi, Ascomycota, Eurotiomycetes, Eurotiales, Aspergillaceae. The coding region runs from base 134 to 1381 and encodes 415 amino acids. The record is from RefSeq and is a predicted model, not a curated record. Gene Ontology annotation, cellular component: ribosome.